CAGCACAAACGCGAACACUGGCAGCCAUGGCAACCGCCAGACGCUAAGCUAGGAAGGAACAUGGCGCGGUACUUGGUGCUAACAUAAAUAGCACGUUAAUUCACUGUGUUUUUUGACCAAUGCCCUACUAGAGUCACUUCAUUACGGAAGCGGUUGGAUGGCUAAGGGAUAAUUUAUGCUUCCUUAGCAUUUUAUUGUCGGUUUGCCCACGCUGGUCCUCCGAGGGUUUUUCCGUCGGUUAGCAUCUUUGCUAUCUGGAAGAUUGAGCUGUUUAUACCUCCAGCACACUUAUGGCUUCCUAUGAGGUGUACUCUCACCCGGCUUUGAUUCGGUACAAAACCAGCGUGUGCACGAAAGCCACGCUGUUCCUGGUUGUGGUUCUGUGCCUCACCUACAUCCCGCCUCUGCUGGUUGCUUACAGGAGCCAAGGUUUUUGGAUAAAAAGGAGCACUUAUGAGGAACAGCCAGUUGUGAGAUUCCAGUACCAGACUCUGCUUGUUGCAGCAACCAGUACUCAGGGAGAAUAUGUCGCCUGGAGCACCUUCCCCCAACUUAACAACAUGCUAGGAGCCAACCUCCGGAUUCCUGCAGUCACUGUGAGAGAAGAGGACCAGAACCAGGAUGGGAAACUGGACCUCCUGGUCUUUCAGCUGCAGCUUCCUCUGAAGCCCAAUGAGCAGGUGUACAGCAUUCAGCUGCUGCUCACCUUCAGCUACCAGCUCUUUCGGAUGUCCACCGUGGUGAUGCAGAGUCUGGCAUACGUGCAGCACUCCUCUUGUGUCCCCGGAGCGAAGCUGUUCAUCAGCGGAGACCUGAGGCUGCAGCAGAGGACGCCUUUGCCUCACAGGGGGCUCUACAAUAUUUAUAAUGAGUCGGUGAUCGACGGCUCCAGCCCCUUUGCGAGUGCGUAUGACCUCGAGAACAUAAUCAGGACCUACCAGGACAGAAACUUGACCACAGUGCUGUCCUGCCCGAUGCCCCUGUGGACUAUAGGACGAGCUGCUGCUGCUCCCUUUGAGCUUAAAGCUGAAAUCCGCUACCCUGUGGAGGUCAUCAGCUAUCGUCCUGGCUUCUGGGAAACCAUCAAAUUUGCCUGGAUUCAAUAUGUCAGCAUCCUCCUCAUCUUCCUCUGGGUCUUUGAACGCAUUCAGACAUUUGUUUUCCAGAACCAGGUUUUGACAACUGUCCCAGUCCCAGUGGGAAAACCCCACAUGUCAUGAUGCAGAGAUAGUGCUUCGACCCCCUUACGCAGGCUGCCCACAAUCUUCUUUGUCCUUGUUCCUCUUUGAACUUCCUGCUGCUGUUGCCUCCUGUUUGUUAACUCAGGUUUACAGUAAGCAGUUAAGUGCUGUCCCAUCAUCAUCCAGAAAACCUGCUUUGGUGAUCUGAAACACAUUCACACAUUAGGACGAGCCAGCAUCCCCGCAACACCAGUACAACCAGCACUAAUUCAUCCAUGUUUGUCACACUGCUGCACAUUAAAUGAUAAAACUGCUUUGAUAUUUGCUAAAGAUCAGAAUCAGUCUGUCUUUAGGUUGGAAACAUUCAAGUUUGCUUCUUUUGUGCAGAGACAACAGUGCAUGUAGCGCUGACUGACCUACGCUGGCACAACUCAACAGCUGCCUCUAUACGAUAAACCACACUGAAGCUGUAGGACUCACAGAUGUCGCGUUAUCUCGAACGUCCACGGGUGUGGCAGUGUUGAAAACAAACUGUCUGUUGUAGUUAUGGCAGUUUAGAGCUAUUUCUCUGAAAAACGUUUAGGAGUUUCUGUAUGAAAUAAAUCCCAUGUGGCAAAUCCUGAAGAUUUUUUUCCUUUUUCUUUACAACUGGAGGAGCGAUGGAGCAACCUCCUCUAAUGGAGCUGCUUAGUUGUUUCUCUGAAAAGUGUAUUAUUUUCUUUCUGUUGCUGUUUUCUAACAACUGUUUAGGAAAUAUGAGAAGAGUUUGUGCUACAGUAUGAGUGUAUGUGGCAGAAUCAGUCUUUUGUGUUGUGGCAUAAUGGAUAACAAAUAUUUUUUUACAGUUUAACUAUGUGUGUCUGCUUUAACCAAAACAAGUGUGUGAUGAUUUAUUUUCCUAAUUUAUUUAUUUAUUGUUUUUUUAGAAAUUAUUCAGACUUUUUUCUGAAGCAGCCUGUUGUGUUUCAUGUUUUGUGGCCUUUUCAGGAAGCCAUAACUCCAACUCACAACAAUAUUCAUCUUAAGGCAUUUUAUGUCAUAGGGUUAACAUGCAAUGAUCUAAUGACCUCCUGUGUGAAAGCACUUUACAACAACCGAGCUGAUGGAGGGCAGCGAGUAACCAGAGGUCAUAAAUGUGCAGUCAUGGCCUCUGAAAUACCAGCAGGAAGCCUGCUUGAGAAGAAGAGAUAGGGUUAAUCGUGAGGUGAAUAACACUUAAUGUCUGAUGUUUUAUCACACCUGCCCUUUAAGCUUUGGUGCUUGAAGGAGGAGGAGGAGGAGGAGUCUGUGUUGCUGGUUUGCCUGAAUGAUGUUUUUGUAGCAGUCCAAGCUCCUCUGUGUUUUUUCCGCUUUUAGUCAUUCAGGGCUUUGCACAAACAGCAGAUGUUUUUAUUCAGCGUGCGUACAACGUGGACAGCCAGCAGACUGUGAGCAGAGUGGGUUAGAAUGGCUGACCUUACUUUCAAGCCUUUUAAUAUGUCACCAAGUUCUCGCUUUAAAUUGCUGUGCAAAAUUCUUGAGACACCCCGCAUUUCUUUAUUUGUUGUUAAGAAAACGGGAAAUAGGGGCAGUGAUUUAUUGAAACAACAUACAAACAUGCAAACAUACAUGGAAAUACAGAUUAUAAGGGAAAACUACAGUCUGUAUAAAUGUAAGUUUGAAAGUCAAUAUUUAGUAUGACAACUUUUUAAACCAAUUAUAUAGAUAGUUUGGCUUCUUGACAGCAUUGAGAGAAUUUCUGAUCAGGCUUCAGUAAACAGUAGAUCAAUUGGAUCAAUUGACCUCUGAUGACUGAUGUCUGUCUUUGAUGGAUCCCCCCCCUAUUUCUUAAGGACAAAAUUUUCAGAUAACCGUUAUGCAUUUGUCCAGUUUCCUUAAAACUUUUAAGGAUACAGGUGCAGAAGUACCGUUUCAUAUCCAUCAAACUGUGUUAUUUUGGGUAUUUUUCAUAGAUUCAACUAAAUAAAGGGCAACAAAUGAUAUUUUCUGAGAUACACUGCUAGUAACAAAAUGCCUAAAAAUACAAUUUAAAAUUGGUUCUUUGCUAAGUUGUCUGUUAUGUGUAAAAACCACACUGAUUUCUACACACACUGGUUUCUACACACUGGAAACCACACUGGUUUCCACACAUCGAGAAACUCAUUUAGGAGCCUUUUUUAUACUUGAAUGAUUUACAGAUCAGUGUUAAGUUGAUUUUAAAAAGCAUUUUCUGAAUGCUUAAGAACACUUUUACACAUUACAAGAAAAUCUGGCUAAUUGGAAACAAAAUAUGCAGAAACAAGGGGUGGCUCGAGACGUGCACAGUACGGUACCCUUCACACUAGCAGGCUGUGCAGUUACUUCAUUUUGACUUUGGGUGGAUAGCCUGUCUCUCUUCCUCCCUGUGACUCACCCUCCAGAGAGAUCUUUUUUAAUGUGUGUGUGUGUUUAUGUGGUUCUCUGCCUGUACCAGAGCAUUAGCUCAUUUAAACCAAUCAGUCAAAGUUUGUGCUGGACGAAACAGUUCAGUAACACCCAAGCAGCUCACCAACUUCACCUCAGAAAGAUUAUGUUUAACCAUUCUGUGGGCACUAAGUUUUAUUUGUUCUCAAGGUCAGAUUAUCUGAACAUAUCAAUAAAGUCUUGGCUCGCUUCCUGUUGAUGUCAUUAUCUUUAUGAUCCAGUAAUGCAUAUACUCUUAUAUAUUGUACAUAUAAUUAUUACUUUCAGAUUUAGCCAUUCUUAUAUUUUUGCUUGUUUUACGUUAUUGUAUUUUUGCACAACUCUGUUGCUUGAGAAGCUCGCACACAAGAAUUUCACUUGCAUGUACUGUACCAGUGUACCUGCACAUGUGACGUGACAAUAAAAGUGAUUUGAUUUG
Messenger RNA from Oreochromis niloticus (Nile tilapia), 4041 nucleotides. RefSeq names its product transmembrane protein 231 (gene tmem231). The coding region runs from base 291 to 1220 and encodes 309 amino acids. Gene Ontology annotation, biological process: cilium assembly; regulation of protein localization. NCBI's taxonomy places the organism in Eukaryota, Metazoa, Chordata, Actinopteri, Cichliformes, Cichlidae. The transcript is spliced from 7 exons. Gene Ontology annotation, cellular component: ciliary transition zone; ciliary membrane. The record is from RefSeq and is a predicted model, not a curated record.